Molecule: messenger RNA, 2019 nt
Organism: Frieseomelitta varia
Lineage: Eukaryota; Metazoa; Arthropoda; Insecta; Hymenoptera; Apidae
Product: putative fatty acyl-CoA reductase CG8306
Exons: 7
Coding region: 275-1798 (507 amino acids)
Biological process (GO): long-chain fatty-acyl-CoA metabolic process
Cellular component (GO): peroxisome
Molecular function (GO): alcohol-forming very long-chain fatty acyl-CoA reductase (NADP+) activity
Source: RefSeq, a predicted model, not a curated record
AAUCUAGAUCUUUCCAAUUUCCUAACACGUGCGUUUCGUUGUUCCUUUUAUGAACGUUAAAUAAGCAUCAGUUCUACGCGAAUUCUAGCUUCAGUUUACGACGGACAGCAGUGAACGUACGACGUGUAACUUGCGAUAUACCGUUAUACCGGCAGUGUUUUACUUGUCACGUUUUUUUUACAUUAUAGGAACACCUAGUAUUUUCCUUCUUUUUUUUCCCCAUUGAGUUUUCAAAGCAAUUAUCCGAUAAAGUAUUGCACAAGUACGAGAUAUAAUGGCAUCGAACGUAAUUGAAUUUUAUAACGGUAAAACUGUGUUUAUCACCGGUGGAACUGGAUUCCUUGGAGUUUGUCUUAUCGAAAAAUUACUGAGAUCUAUUCCCGAUCUGAAAACUAUUUAUCUGCUAGUCCGACCAAAAAAAGGGAAAAAAGUGGAAGAGAGACUGGAAGAUAUAAAACAGAAUUCGGUAUUUAACAGAUUAAAAGAAGAGAAUAAGACAGAUCUUUUUAAGAAAUUAAUUCUUAUAGCUGGAGAUGUCGGAGAAGAAAAUUUAGGAUUAUCAUCAGCAGAUAGAUUGACUCUUGUUGAAGAUGUUCAGAUUGUUUUUCAUUCUGCAGCAACAUUGGAUUUUGAAGCAGAUUUGAAAUCUGCUACAAAUAUUAAUUUAUUAGGCACACGUAGAGUUGUCCAGCUUUGUCAAGAAAUAAGAGAUCUCAAGGCUCUGGUGCAUGUUUCUAGUGCAUAUGUGAACUCAACAUUGAAUGAAGUAGAAGAGCAUGUUUAUCCUGCACCAUAUGAUGUGAAUGAGUUAGUUGGAUUAAUAGAAAAAUUAGAUCUUGAAACAUUGAAAGCAGAAACUUCAAAUAUAAUAAAGCACCAUACAAAUGCUUACACGUUCACAAAACACUUGGCUGAACAUGAAAUUAAGAAUGGUCGUAUUCCUGCUGCUAUUGUGCGUCCUUCAAUGAUAACAGGAGCAUGGAAGGAACCAGUUCCUGGAUGGACAGUAUCAAAGAAUGGUCUGCAAGGAUUUUUACUGGGUGCUGGUAAAGGUGUCAUAAGAAGAUUACCAGUUGCAAAAGAAUUAAUUUACGAUUAUAUUCCAGUGGAUUUGGUUGUAAACAAUCUCAUUACCGCAGCUUAUGCUGUUAAUUGUAAUAGUCAAAAAGAAUUGAAAGUGUACCAUUGUACGUCGAGUACGCGUAAUCCCUUCAAAUGGAUUACUAUAGAACCACACAUCAAUUCUUACCUGCAUAAAUAUCCAUUACAAAGUGCUGUUUGGUAUCCAUACCUUAAAUUGCUACCGUCGAUUUUCAUGUUUAAACUCUCUGCAAUUUUUAUGCACUUAAUUCCAGGAUAUAUUUUGGACACCGUUACAAAAUUAGUAGGUGGUCGACCAAUAUUGGUACGAUUACACACAAAUGUUAAUAACUCGGUGGAUCGUCUAAAGACGUUUAUUUUUACUGAAUGGAAAUUUCAUAAUCCUCGUACAUUAGAGUUACAUGACUCGCUAUCAGAGGUUGAUAAAAAACUUUUCAAUUUAGAUAUUAAACAACUAAUAUGGCAGAGUUAUUUUAUUGAUUUGGUACAAGGAGUCAGACAAUAUUUGCAUAACGAAUCCCCGAAAUCAUUGGCAAAAGCGCGUUCUAAAGAUAGGAUUCUAUUGGUUGCUCAUUUGAGUUUGCAAGCUGCACUGUUAGGACUUGUUUGGUGGUUAACCAAAACUGUUUUUGCUACUUCGUGGACUGCUGGUAGUUUUGUCGUCUCUAUUAUUUAUCUUCUUUUUAGUCAGUUAUAAACUACAAUUAUAUAAUUUAAUUCAAUAACAUUCUAUUUAAUCAAUAAACAUUCCCUUUUAUCAACGUCACGUACUACAAACAUACGUAUGUUGGAUAAAGAUUCGUUUUCCACAUUUUUUCAGUAUAAUUCAUCAAAAGUACACAUAGAUACAUUUUUAUACAUUUGAAGAACAACAUGGUGUUGGGAAAUAAAAUUAUAUAAAUAAUAUUAUAUAAAGUA